GUUGUCGUUCGUUAACUUCCGUAUUCUGUUCUCGGCUGGUUCCGUGACGUUGACGUCAUGACGUCACAAUUCACCCAUAGGAACAGAAACUAUGAAACUCUAUCACAUUAUCCCGUAAACUGAACAAUAUAAUGGAAAAAUCUUCAGACGGAUUAACGAUAUCAGAUGGGAAUUCAUAUCGUGCAAGGCCUAGUACAGAUCGUUUACUGUCUUCAUCAGCUGGUCCCGGGAAGGGAUCGAAGACACCCUCAUUCCCUUCGACAUCUUCCCAAGCUGUGCCUUUACCUGGUUCAGAGAGUUCCAGUCGAGAAUGCAUUAAAGAGCUCGUGCGUGGCAUCAAACGGAAAUUUGAAUCAUACAAAAACGAGGCACACAUUCGCAAACGACAAAAGACAUAUCAUUACUCGUAUACUGUACGUUCUCGUGGCGUAAAACGUAAAUAUGCUUCCGACCAUUUAGAGCAACCAAGGAAAAGGUUCAAAGCCACUACAUCGGAUGAUAUUGAGCAACCUGAAAUUGAAAAUAAAUCGUCAGAUAAUGGAUGCAAUAGCUGCCUGAAUGUUGACAGCUAUGUUGCGUGCUCUGAUUCUUCGGAAUCAGAAGACAUUUCAAAUUCGCUACCGGAAGCGGGGUCUUCAAAAGAUGUAUCAUUAGAGGAGCCAUGUGACGCACAAAACGAGCAAGCAGAUGACGGGAAAUCAUGUCCUGUGUCAUGCGUUUGUAAGGUUGGCCACAGUAGGUUGCCCGCGCCGAUUGAACGCUACUUUGAAACUGCGGUACCCUUGUAUAAGUGUUUGCUUAUGCGCCGCCUUCAUAGCCCAUCAAAUAGGCAAUACGCAUGCUGUGAGACCUGUUGUGCAAGACGAAACAUUCAACAAAGGAUCAUGCGCGUUGCUUUGUACCAUAUGACCGAGGACUAUGACCAAUCAGAUCUACGUGUCACCAGAUACUCGUGGGGCGAAUGGAGGGAGUGAGGAGACAGCCAGUUAUCUUAAACUUGCAAUUGUUAUCUGUGAUUACACUUUUUGAUAAGUAUUAAGUACAAAUUAGCAAAACCAUAAACUAAAACUUUAAUCACAUUUAAGGAUAGAAAAUGAUUAUUUAAUCAGUAUUGAUGACAAAAUGUCGAACAGAAUAUUAUUUCUUAUAACAGAAACAUUCGUGAAUAAUUGUUAUGGCAUGAACACUUCAUUUGCAUAUCAUGAUACUACUAGGAUAUUAUCAUCAUGCACUCUACAUUGCAGCGUAACAAACGUUGCUACGUGUUAAAACUUCACCAUAUUCAGAGUCAAUAAAUGUUAAUAACGUAA
Molecule: messenger RNA, 1310 nt
Organism: Mercenaria mercenaria
Lineage: Eukaryota; Metazoa; Mollusca; Bivalvia; Venerida; Veneridae
Exons: 3
Coding region: 132-974 (280 amino acids)
Source: RefSeq, a predicted model, not a curated record